Ostreococcus tauri is the source of this 480-nucleotide messenger RNA. Its product is annotated as Ubiquitin-conjugating enzyme, active site. The transcript has a single exon. The coding region runs from base 1 to 480 and encodes 159 amino acids. Gene Ontology annotation, biological process: protein polyubiquitination; DNA repair; proteasome-mediated ubiquitin-dependent protein catabolic process. The record is from RefSeq and is a predicted model, not a curated record. NCBI's taxonomy places the organism in Eukaryota, Viridiplantae, Chlorophyta, Mamiellophyceae, Mamiellales, Bathycoccaceae. Gene Ontology annotation, molecular function: ubiquitin conjugating enzyme activity.
AUGAGCACGCCGGCGAGGAAACGUUUGAUGCGUGAUUUCAAGCGCUUGCAAACCGACCCGCCGGCCGGGAUCAGCGGUACACCGAGCGAAUCAAACAUCAUGUCUUGGCACGCGGUGAUCUUCGGACCGGAGGGGACGCCGUGGGAGGGCGGAACGUUUAAGUUGACGAUCGCGUUCAGUGAAGAGUAUCCGAACAAGGCGCCGGUGGUGAAAUUCGUGACAAAGAUGUUCCACCCGAACGUGUACAACGACGGGUCGAUCUGUUUGGACAUUUUACAAAACCAGUGGAGCCCGAUUUACGACGUGGGCGCCAUUCUGACCAGUAUACAGUCGCUCCUAUGCGAUCCCAAUCCGAACUCACCGGCGAACUCGGAGGCGGCGGCGCUGUACAACGAGAACAGGCGGGCGUAUAAUAAACGCGUCGCCGCGGUCGUGGAGGAUAGUUGGAUGGAAAUCGGGGCGGGAACGGGAGCCGGGUGA